Rhodofomes roseus is the source of this 780-nucleotide messenger RNA. RefSeq lists its product as uncharacterized. The record is from RefSeq and is a predicted model, not a curated record. Lineage: Eukaryota; Fungi; Basidiomycota; Agaricomycetes; Polyporales; Fomitopsidaceae. Bases 1 to 780 code for a protein of 259 amino acids. The transcript has 2 exons.
AUGGAUCCAAGUCGCGGCGGUCCUAUGCAUGGUCUAGAGGAGGGCCACAUACCUUACGGCGCUUAUCAGUUCGCUCCCCAGCUAUCGCGCUCGACGCACGAUACGUUUGGGGCCGGCAUGGGCUAUGCGGCGCCAUACACGCAAGGAGGCACGCAGACGACCCCGCCUCAGGCUGCGAAUGCGCCCAUAUUCGAACUUGAAGUGUUCCGCGCCGAUAUGUAUGCAGGCACAGGCUAUGAGCACACGCCCAUAGCUGAGCAUAUCAUACGUUUGCUCGAACUCUACGUUCAACUCAAAGACGGAGGGAGGCUGGAUACAAUUCCCGCUUCAGCCGCGUUGCAUUUCAUACCACCUGAGCCCGCUGUACGCCUCCUAUUCGAACGUCCGCGUAUCGACCCUGACUGCCAGUCUUCACAGCAAACUGGUAUCACCCCAGACGCCGCGGCAGGGUCGUCCCAGGAGGGCGUCCAUGUCUGCAAAUGGCGUGGAUGUGGCCAACAUAUCGGAUCGACCGCCUCCGAUGUCAAGAUUCACCUGAUCUCAUGCCACUUCGACGACAUCCCCGAGCCGCCGGAGGUUUGGAAAGACUCCGGGUUGAAACUCGCUUGCCGCUGGAGUGAGUGCGAUAGCGAGCUUUUUAUACGAAGCCUCCCGAAACACAUAUGCGGCACGCACCUCAAGUCCAACACGCAGUUGUGCCCCGUCGAGGGGUGCAACGAAAGGCUUUCGAGGGGCGAUGCCUUGAAGCGGCACAUGGAUUCGAGGCACAAAAACCAAUGA